Messenger RNA from Pseudophryne corroboree (corroboree frog), 571 nucleotides. RefSeq names its product ribosomal protein L24 (gene RPL24). Gene Ontology annotation, molecular function: structural constituent of ribosome; mRNA binding. Gene Ontology annotation, cellular component: cytosolic large ribosomal subunit. Bases 56 to 523 code for a protein of 155 amino acids. The record is from RefSeq and is a predicted model, not a curated record. The transcript has 6 exons. Lineage: Eukaryota; Metazoa; Chordata; Amphibia; Anura; Myobatrachidae. Gene Ontology annotation, biological process: cytoplasmic translation.
UAUAUAGCCCGUUACCCAUGAUCCUCUCUUUCUCUUCGCCAUAUUUGCCGGCGCCAUGAAGGUCGAGCUGUGCAGCUUCAGCGGCUACAAGAUCUACCCGGGCCACGGGCGGCGCUACGCCAGGACUGACGGGAAGGUCUUCCAAUUCCUGAAUGCAAAAUGUGAGUCUGCAUUCCUUUCCAAGAGGAACCCACGUCAGAUCAACUGGACUGUUCUGUACAGACGAAAACACAAGAAGGGACAGUCGGAAGAAAUUCAGAAGAAGCGUAGCCGCCGUGCAGUAAAGUUCCAGAGGGCUAUCACUGGUGCCUCUCUGGCUGAAAUCAUGGCCAAGAGAAACCAGAAGCCUGAAGUGCGAAAGGCACAGCGGGAACAGGCAAUUAGAGCUGCCAAAGAAGCAAAAAAGGCUAAGCAGGCUACUAAAAAGACUGUCUCCACCAAGGCACCAUCAAAGUCUGCGCCCAAGCAAAAGAUUGCCAAGCCUGUGAAGAUGCAGGCUCCGCGUGUUGGUGGAAAGCGCUAAGCAAAGUGAUGCCUGUUGGUGUGCUAAUAAACUAAUUAUGAAAACAUG